Molecule: messenger RNA, 1400 nt
Organism: Lotus japonicus
Lineage: Eukaryota; Viridiplantae; Streptophyta; Magnoliopsida; Fabales; Fabaceae
Exons: 1
Coding region: 50-1213 (387 amino acids)
Biological process (GO): regulation of DNA-templated transcription; chloroplast organization
Cellular component (GO): chloroplast
Molecular function (GO): double-stranded DNA binding
Source: RefSeq, a predicted model, not a curated record
UUAGACAAAUACCCUGUUUUGCUGAGUGUGUUGAAUCUCCAACAUCAUCAUGUUCCACUCUCAUCGUCUAAGGUUUCUUCUCCAUCUCAACACUCUCUGCAAACCUUCUCCAAACCCUAAAAUUUCCCCUCUUCUUCAUCCAAAACCCUCAUCAUUAUCAAUAGUAUCUCACAACUUGUUCUCAACCACUUGUGAUAAACAAUCCUUCACUGUUUCCUACUUCAAAACCAACUGUGGAUUCUCACACCAAGCAGCUCUCAAAGCAUCCAAGCGAGUUCUCUUCAACGACGCAAACAAACCCGAUUCAGUCAUCACCUUCUUCACAAACCACGGUUUCACCCUCUCCCAAACACACAACGUCAUUGGCAGAACACCAGAGCUUCUUCUCUUCGACCCCACCACAAAGCUUCUGCCCAAGUUUCAAUUUCUAGCCUCCAAAGGUGCUUCCCCAUCUGACAUUGUCACCACUGUAAUCAGAAGUCCACGUUUUCUCCGGAAAAACCUCGAAAAGCAAAUCGUCCCUGCGUUUGAAGCCAUUAGGAGAUUCUUCACAUCUGAUCAGAAAGCAAUUGCUUGUGUAAUUGCUUGCCCUACUGCUAUCAGUGAUGAUCGCGUUGUUCCGAAUUUGAAUUUGUUGAUUGAUUUGGGUGUGUCUCCUUCGAAUAUUAACAAUUUGUUUCGUACUAGGCCCUCUAUACUCAGCUCUGGUGAUUUGGGAAGUGCUGUGGAGGAGGUCAAGGGUUAUGGAUUUGAUCCUUCGAAAACGCUUUUUAGUGUGGCGUUGUUGGCGAAAAGGGCAAUGGCGAAAUCCCAAUGGGAUACUAAAGUUGAUGCUUUGAAGAAAUGGGGUUGGUCUGAAGAUACUGUUGUUGAUGCAUUUAGGAGGCAACCCAGCAUUAUGUUAAGGUCUACUGAGAAACUCAAUGCAGUGAUGAAUUUGUGGGUUGAUCAGCUUGGUUGGGAUACUUCGGCGCUUCUAGCUGCACCGAUAAUAUUUGGAUAUAGCUUGGAGAAGAGGAUUAUUCCAAGGGCUUCAGUUGUCAAGUAUCUUCUCUCUAAAGGUUUGAUGAAGAAGGAAGCUAGCUUAACUACACCAUUUGGUUUGACUGAUGAGCUGUUCCUGCAAAAGUUCGUGAACUGUUUUGAGAAGGAGGAAACAUCUAGGCUGCUAAGGCUGUAUCAGGGAGCAUGCAAGAGUCUGGCUCUUGGUUAGCUUAUGAGUUCAGAAUCUGCUAGUUUAAUUGUAUUGUUUCAUUCGCUUAGUUGGAACUUGGAACUCAUUUUGAUUUAAGUCACAAUUUUGAUCCAAGAGAAUAGUUUACUCUGAUUAUUUGUAUUCAGAUUGUAUUUUGAAAAGCUUUUGUUUACCCGACAUAUUAAUUAGUAUCUCUUCUUACUUA